CCCACCCCCACAGAGUUUGAACACGUGCGAUAGAAUUCACUAUGGCGGACGACGAAGAUGACACCAAAGAGUUAAGAGAGAGACUAUUGAGUCAUUCUACCUGUUUUAAUUCGUUGCUCGGGCUUAUACCGGCAAAGUAUUAUUUUCCUGAUAAUGAAGAAGAGAAAAGCAAUAAGUUUUAUAAGAAUAAAGGUCACAAAGCGCCAAAACAGGCUGUGAAAGAGGCAACUAAGAAAGCCAAGUUGAACAGGCUUCAUCCUAAACAACACAAAACAGUCCCUGAAAUUCAAGAAGAGAACAGUCGUCCGAAAGAAAAUGGACACAUAUUUAGUGUAGAAGAUGUAUCUUGCUCAAAUUUGGGAGAUCUUCACUCAAAACUUCAAGCUCGCAUCGAGUUAUUGCGCAAGAAGCGAAAAGCUCCUACAGCUUUACCAGAUCACAGACCAAUCACGAAACGAAGGAAGAAAGAUACUAAAGGAAAGAAAAGGACUAAAGCCAUAAAUUCAGCACAAAUAAACUCGAAACCAGCCUUGAAUCACAAGAAAAACAUUGUAAACGAGCAAGGGACGGUGGUCUUUAGUAAAUUUGAUUUCACAUCUGAUGUUCGAAAAAUGAAAGACAAAGAUACUGGGAAAAAGAAAGAUUACAAAAAGUUGCUGGAGAAAGCGGAAAGCCGUAAAAAGAAACUUGAAGAGAUAAAACACAAAGGAGAUGAGACUUCAAAAGAAGUUUUGGAAACUGUGAAAUGGAAGAAAGCACUCGGGAAGUCAGAAGGAGUGAAGCAGAAGGAUGAUCCGGCAUUGCUGAAGAAAGCAAUGAAACGUAAAGAGAAAGCGAAAAGAAAACAUCAAAAAGAAUGGAACGAGAGGGCUGAGAACCAAAGAAAACAAAUGAAAGAGAGACAAGAGAGAAGACAAAAGAAUAUUCAAGAUCGUAUAGAUAUGAAGAAAAAGAAAAAAAGCGGACGUAUACCAGGAUUUUGAAGCAACAAUUAUAUUAAGAAUUACUAUCAUUGAAUGUUUGAUGGUUAUUUUACAGUAAAAUACAUGUGUUAAUGAUAUAAUAGUC
Molecule: messenger RNA, 1068 nt
Organism: Xenia sp. Carnegie-2017
Lineage: Eukaryota; Metazoa; Cnidaria; Anthozoa; Malacalcyonacea; Xeniidae
Product: ribosomal RNA-processing protein 14-C-like
Exons: 1
Coding region: 42-983 (313 amino acids)
Biological process (GO): ribosomal large subunit biogenesis; ribosomal small subunit biogenesis
Cellular component (GO): nucleolus
Molecular function (GO): DNA binding; RNA binding
Source: RefSeq, a predicted model, not a curated record